GCUACUUGCCACGUGACCUGCCGGCCGAUUCCAUGGGAGAAACGCGCCGCCUGCUCAACUUUCAAGCUGCUUGAAAUCUAGGCGGUCUAGACUUCAAGUUGUGUCACAUUUGGAGAGGUAAACCGGUGGGAAACAUAAGGGGCAACCUCUUCAAUUUGCAAGCUUUGAAAUGCCCCGCCCAAAGCCCACGAAGCCUCAGGCCCCACAGAAGAUGGCACCCGCCAAGAGGAAAAAGAGCAAUGCAAGUGUCGCUAGCUCGGCGCCUUCUCUCAAGAAACUAAAGACUGAGAAAGUGGAGGUGUCCGUUAGACGCCGUGAUAGCCCUGGACACGUCUACACCGUUGGCCAAGGCGAUGUUGGCCAGCUCGGACUGGGUCCAGAUGUCAUGGAGGUAGCGCGGCCCGCUCUGGUUGCUGACUUGAAGGAUGUCGUCGAUGUUGUGGCCGGCGGGAUGCACACCUUGUGCCUUACAGCUGACGGCAAGGUGUGGUCGUUUGGGUGCAACGAUGAGGGUGCUCUGGGACGCCAGACAUCAAGCCUGGAUGGCAGCGAGACGACGCCGGGAAUCGUGGAGCUCCCAGAGCCGGUUGCCCAACUGACAGCAGGCGACUCCCACUCAGCCGCUCUCACCGUUUCUGGAAAAGUGUACCUGUGGGGCAACUUCAGAGACUCCCGAGGACAGAUGGGCCUUGUCACCGAGGGCAAGGCCGAACAGGCGCCAAAGCUGGUCGUCUCGGACAUUCUCCAGAUUGCCUCUGGCAGCGAUCACGUAGUGAUGCUGACGGUCAAGGGCAACAUGCUCACCAUGGGAUGCGGUGAGCAAGGACAGCUGGGACGAGUGCCUAUGCGACCUGGUGCCUCGCGUCGAGCAUGCUCCGCUCCUCUAGACCUGCUGAAGCCCACCGAAGUCUCCAUAUCGAAACCUAGUGGCUGCAGGACACGAUCCUUUGACAGGAUAUGGGCUGGUGCAUAUGCCACAUAUGCACGGCUUCGUGAAACUGGCCAGCUGUACGGGUUCGGUCUAAACAACUACCACCAGAUGGGAGUGCAGGCACAGAGGUCAAACGACAAUUCCCAAAUAAUACCUGUGCCUCGACCACUCACCUCCUGUCAAGGACAUAGGUGGCAGCUUGUCAGCGGAGGCCAGCACCACACACUGCUCCUGAGCGAAGAAGGCUCAGUUUUCACCCUCGGCCGCAAGGACUACGGUCGGCUUGGACUUGGGGCGUCCAUGCCUGCAGCUAAUGAAGACCAGGAGACCCCUGCCCAAGUGCCUGGCCUCUCUGGCUGCGUGGAUGUCUCAUGUGGCGAGGCAGUUUCAUUUGCCAUUGAUGGUGAAGGACGCCUGCACUCCUGGGGCUUUGGCACAAAUGGCCAGCUGGGCCAUGGUGGCGACGACGAUCUUUUCGAGCCAAAGGUGGUCGCAGGGAAGCUAGCAGGCAAGAAGGCGCUGGUCGUGUCUGGAGGUGGCCAACAUGCCGUCAUUCUCGCCACAUGAGCAUUUUUGUACGUGGCAGCACCACAUUGACAUUGAAAGUUUUAAAGAUUUUAAAGUUUUAUCGACUGAUGCUAGAAGGCAUGUUUAUUACACAAAAUGUCACCACCAUCCCAACAGCACAAGGCAGUGUUCACAUUUUGAAUAAAUCUGCUUCACUUACUGCCAUUA
This is a messenger RNA of Dermacentor silvarum, 1666 nucleotides long. Its product is annotated as regulator of chromosome condensation. NCBI's taxonomy places the organism in Eukaryota, Metazoa, Arthropoda, Arachnida, Ixodida, Ixodidae. The transcript has 8 exons. The record is from RefSeq and is a predicted model, not a curated record. Gene Ontology annotation, cellular component: cytoplasm. Gene Ontology annotation, molecular function: guanyl-nucleotide exchange factor activity. Bases 170 to 1498 code for a protein of 442 amino acids.